Molecule: messenger RNA, 963 nt
Organism: Paramecium tetraurelia
Lineage: Eukaryota; Ciliophora; Oligohymenophorea; Peniculida; Parameciidae
Exons: 5
Biological process (GO): protein dephosphorylation
Molecular function (GO): cation binding; protein serine/threonine phosphatase activity
Source: RefSeq, a predicted model, not a curated record
AUGAACUCGAAUUAAACGAAUAAUCAGAAGAAGCCCAAACCUAAAUUGUAGUUAAAUGUGAAUGUGGUUGAUGUUCAACCUGAAAGCACUCAUUCUUCGAAUGGAUGGAAAUAACAAACUGAUAUCUUUUUCAAUGAACCCAUUGAUUAGUUCGUAUAAUUUUAACAUAAUGGUAAAACAGUCGCAGAUGUAGCUCAGUUGAAAUGUGGGAGGAGAUACUAAGAAGAUAGAUUUGUUGGAAUUCCUAAUCUAAAUAUAAAUUAGGAGAUGUAAUUCUUUUACGCCAUAUAUGACGGACAUGCGGGACAUUCAGUUUCAGCGAUCCUUGAAAACAAGCUUCAUGAAUAUUUGCAGAAGGAUUGCAAUUUUGAGGAUAAUCUCGAGAAGGCCAUCAUAAAUAGCUUUGAGAGAAUGAAUCAAUACAUUCUGGAUUGUCAGGAGGAGAAUCAUCAUUUGGGUGGAUCGACAGCUCUUUGUGUGAUCAACAAACACAAGGACCUCUAUGUGGUGAAUCUCGGAGAUUCAGCAUGCGUUUUGAUCACUGAAGAACUCUAGAUAGAGAAGUUGAAUUCGGAACACAAGUUGAAUAGGGAAGAUGAAUUCAAGCGAGUGGAACAAAUAGCUACAAUUUUGGACAGACAUUCUAUUCCGCGAAUAAACGGGGAACUGGCAGUGACGAGGGCUUUUGGAGAUAAGAAACAUCGAUAGUCAGGUCUUAUUGCAAUUCCUGAGAUUAAAGUGCACAAAAUCCAGGCUAAUGACAAAUACUUGAUUUUGGCUUCGGAUGGAUUUUGGGAUCUCAUAAAGAACGAGGAACUGCAGAAGUUGAUUGAAAAUUGGAAUAGGAAAGAGAUUGAUUAAUUGGCCUAAUAUCUUCUUGACAAGGCAUCGUCGAAAAAUACAAAUUAUAAAAAGGAUAACAUGACUCUAAUUGUAAUAGAUAUUCAAUCUUAUUGGAAAUGA